AUGGGAGAGCCGGUGUUGACUUCGGUCCUGAAGCCGCCCGGGAGUGCGGGCCGCACCUACAGUCUGAGGCCGGCCUUCCACCACAAAUUCCGCUCUUCUAUCGUGAAAGAGUGCAUUCAUGAGGUGUUAAAGGAGGAGUUAGCUAGCGUGCAGUACAACCCCGAGGAAAUCCCCUCCAUCACCAAACAGCUGUCAGAGAAAAUCCGAGACACCUUGAAAGAAAAAGGAUUUCACCGAUACAAAAUGGUGGUGCAGGUGGUGAUCGGAGAACAGAGAGGCGAGGGAGUGAGAAUGGCUGCCCGGUGCUUCUGGGAUGCAGAUACAGACAACUAUGCUCAAGAUGUUUUCAUGAAUGACAGCCUCUUCUGUGUGGCAGCUGCCUUCGGCUGUUUCUACUACUGAGGCAGGGAGAAGAGCUCCAGG
This is a messenger RNA of Euleptes europaea (tarantolino), 423 nucleotides long. It is a transcript of the gene DYNLT2B, whose product is annotated as dynein light chain Tctex-type 2B. The transcript is spliced from 5 exons. Gene Ontology annotation, biological process: microtubule-based movement. Lineage: Eukaryota; Metazoa; Chordata; Lepidosauria; Squamata; Sphaerodactylidae. Bases 1 to 402 code for a protein of 133 amino acids. Gene Ontology annotation, cellular component: cytoplasmic dynein complex; cytoplasm. Gene Ontology annotation, molecular function: dynein intermediate chain binding. The record is from RefSeq and is a predicted model, not a curated record.